AUGAUCUGUAUCGAGUGUGGUGAGCCCGUGAGCAGUCUCUACACGACGUAUCCCAAUGGACACAUCAAGCUCACGGACUGUGCAUCGUGUCAUCAAGUGUGUGACAAGUACGUUGAGUUCGACAAUGUGCUGUUGUUCAUCGAUGUGCUGUUGUUGAAAGGCCAGGUGUUUAGACACCUCGUGUUCAACUCGAUAGGCUUGGACAAGGGGAUGUCCACCGCUCGCAAAAUCCGUCUUGUGAGCGUGUUGUUUGAGAUCUAUAUAACAUGGGCUUACGAGGAGAGGAAGGGCCUCGGCGGUAUCAAGGACUUCUCCAUUUACAACGAGGUGUUGGCGAAGGACGCAGUCACACAGUACUUGUACUUUGGAGUACAGUGCUUCAGCGAUGAUCUUCUCACGCACUGGCUAUUACAAUGGCUGACGUGCACGCUGUUCAAGUGGACCCCCAGAGACUCCACCACGCCCGGGACGGCCAUAUCCAUGACCUUGGUGAUAUUCAGUGGCGUGAGACUGUUCCCGCUCCUGAUGCUCAUCUGGCCGUACGACUCGAGCCAGCUGGACCCGACAACAAUGUCCAUCACCAUGAAGCUGUGCACAAACGUUGCCCUUGUUGAGGCAUUGCGGCUCAUCACCCAGUUCCCCCUCUGGAAGCCCAUCGUCAUGUUCGCAAUCCUAACCGUGUGCAAGCUGCUCACCAGAACAGCGCUCAUCGCCUUGCUGCUCUCACACGGGGACUACACCACCUUCGUGACCAUCGUCUCAAGGCAAUGGAGAGCCCUCCAGAGCUGA
This is a messenger RNA of Williopsis jadinii, 789 nucleotides long. RefSeq names its product sterol homeostasis protein ARV1 (gene ARV1). The record is from RefSeq and is a predicted model, not a curated record. NCBI's taxonomy places the organism in Eukaryota, Fungi, Ascomycota, Saccharomycetes, Phaffomycetales, Wickerhamomycetaceae. Gene Ontology annotation, cellular component: Golgi apparatus; cortical endoplasmic reticulum. The transcript has a single exon. Gene Ontology annotation, biological process: intracellular sterol transport; sphingolipid metabolic process; sterol metabolic process. The coding region runs from base 1 to 789 and encodes 262 amino acids.